UGAUUAUUGGGCGUUACUCUUACUCGGUUGUCGGUUGGAGGUUAUGUUAGUAUAUUGUGUUGUGCGAUGUCCUGUAAGUUUUAAAAUCGAUGGUGUUAGAAUAUGGCUGAAGAAUUAUUAGUAGUAUUAAAUCGAAAAGAUAAUUCCGGUCUCGGUUUUUCGUUAUUAGGGAAACCUGGAUUACCACCCAUCAUUUAUAAUAUUAUUGACGAUUCACCAGCGGCGGAAAGUGGAGAGGUGGAAGUUGGAGACGUAAUUUUAAAAAUUAAUGAAACGGACGUGAAUAAAUUUAGUACAAAAGAAGUUUUAAAAUGUCUCCGGUUAUCAUCCGAUCCAGUGACACUAAAAAUAAAACGGGAUCCAAAAGUGAAGACAAUAAUCAAAAAGCAUCUGUUAUCUCCCAGUGCAGACGUGGACCUUAUGGACAUUCGUAGCAAAGGCUCAUUUACGAACGUAUAUAGAAAUACAAGGCCCGAACCAGCCGUUCAUCAACCUAACGUACGUGCCAAUGGAACAUGUUCAGCAGAGGAGGAAGCACUGCUAGCUGAUCAUUUUCAAGAGGAUGAGAGGUUACAGUGGGAACCGCUCGCGAGUGAAAUUUACAAACCUAAAGGUCCGCCAAAGUUUGAAGCAUACAUGAUGACUGGGGAACAUAUCCUCAACAUUUCCAGAACACAACAAAUUAACCUUUUACCAAAGCAACAAAAGAAAUUAGAGAAUCUUAGGUAUCGUAACACACAUUCGCAUCAUCAUCGUUAUCAGCAUAACUCUGUACCCAACAGUCCAAACGAAAUGGAAAUGGGACUUCGAACACAUAAAUCAAAUUCCAAUUCGGCCAACACAUCUCCUGUCAGUGCAAAUAAAAGGGACGUAAAUAUAGUUGUUAGUGAAUCGUCGAAACAAUUAGGUUUUAAUAGUAAUUCAUUUGUAAGAACAAGCCGAUCGGAGGAUCAACUACAAAUGCAAAAGGACUCUAGUAUUAGCACAGUAGAUAUUGAUAUAGAGGAUGACGUUACUAGUUCAUUAAAUACGUUACUAGAUACCCGACCAGAAGUUAGUUCCAAUUCGUCUACCAAAAGUGAUAGAAUUGUAUGGACGUACAAUGCGCCUGUUACGACAUCAUUAGAACAGCAUAAACAGUGUUGUCAAACUAUGUCUAAUGGAAGUACCUCGUCUCACAGCAAUUCUUCGCCAUCAUCCCCGAGUCCGUUAAGGUCACGAUCAGAUUCGCCGGCAUCACCCACAUCUGUGUCUUCCUCAAUUAUGUCUAGCCAUUCAGGUUCCUGUCGUAUGCCAUAUACCAUAACCAAUAGUUUGCAUUCCGAUACCGGGCAACCACAUCGAAACGGUGAUUAUAGCAUAUCUGAAGCAAUUUCGAAUAUCUCAAGUCCAGAUUAUCAUGACGAUAAUAGUAUGGGAAUUCGUGAUUGUGUUAUGGAAAUUAGUGAUCAUAGUGAUAGUGAUAGUACACUUUUAGUGUCAGAACCUCGACAGAGGUACGGAACUAAUGCCGAGUGUGACCAUCGGAUUGUGAUUCAAGUGAAGGGACCGGACAAAGACUUAAUGGGAUUAAAAGAUCGGGGCAAAGGUUACCGAGAAAAUGAAAAUCGACUGCGAUCCAAAUUCGAACUAUUUGCCGAACAAGAAAUGGGUAGUUCAAGGGACGAUAUGACCGAGGAGGGCACAACACUGAAAGAGUCGGGAAGAUCUACAUCCUCACCUCCAUCGUCAGAAGAUGAUAGUGAUAUUGAAAGUUUACACAGUUUUCACUAUUCACCUAAAGCUGUAGAUUUACCGUCAGCCGAACGUCUUGCCAAACGACUAUACUGUCUAGAUGGAUUCAAGAAAUCUGAUGUAUCUAGACAUCUUAGCAAAAACAACGACUUCAGUAGAGCUGUGGCCGAUGAGUAUCUGAAAUAUUUUGGAUUCAAACAUGACUCAUUAGAUAUUGCAUUACGAAAAUUUUUAAAGCAGUUUUCUCUGACUGGUGAAACACAGGAAAGGGAAAGGGUGUUAGUUCAUUUUUCGAAACGAUAUUUAGACUGUAAUCCAGGUUCCUUUAAUUCACAAGAUGCCGUACAUACUUUGACAUGUGCGAUUAUGUUGUUAAACACAGACUUGCAUGGACAGAACAUUACUCGAAAAAUGACCUGCAACGAAUUUAUCGAAAACUUGGCAGGAUUGAAUGAGUGUGAAAACUUUCCUCGAGAAAUUCUUAAGCAAUUGUUUCAUGCCAUUAAAAACUAUCCUCUUGAAUGGGCUCUUGAUGAAGAAGUGGAUGAUGGUACUGCUCAAAAUGCUCCAAAAAUUUAUGAUUCCAGUAAUGUAAGCGGAAAUCCAUUUUUAGACAUUCCAAAUUCAGCAAAUGCGGUGGAAUAUAAGAAGGGAUAUGUUAUGCGUAAAUGUUGCUACGAUGCUAAUGCUAAGCGAAGCCUUUGCUGCAUUUUUCUAGCUCCAUUUCACAAACGCAGCUGGAAGAUGUUCUACUGCACUCUGCGUGACCAAAUCCUAUAUUUACAUAAGGACGAAAAUGGAUUUAGAAAAAAUCAAAUGAGCGACAACUUGCACAACGCCAUUCGAAUCCACCAUUCACUUGCCACAAAAGCUGCGGAUUAUACGAAGAAGCAAUAUGUAUUUAGGUUACAAACUGCAGAUCAAGCUGAAUAUCUGUUUCAAACAAGUGAUUCCAAAGAACUUCUGUCUUGGAUAGAUACAAUAAAUUUUGUAUCUGCAAGUUUGUCUGCACAACCACUUGAAGCAGCUGUAGGUUCUCAGAAGAAAUUUCAGAGGCCCCUUUUGCCAUGCAGUCGUACAAAGCUAACGUUGCGGGAACAACUGCAUGAUCACGAGGAGAGAGUUAUGAGACUAGAAAACGAAUUAGACGAGCAUCAAAAAAAUCCACCGGAACGAGGAUCUAAGUCAUUAGUUGUACAAAAUUAUAAAGAAAAGGAACUUUAUUUAAAUUACGAGUUAAAAAGAUACAAAACAUACGCUUAUAUAUUAAGGUCACGAUUAUCUCAAUAUCCUGAUGUAGAAAUUAGUUUAGCGGAAAACAGUAUAGGAGAAUUAGACGAAGCCAGCGGUGUGGCUCUUUUAGAAGGAAGUUCUAAUGGUAUUGUGCCUCCACCUAUUCCGGAAAGGCAGUCUCCAGUUAUAAAUAGGUGUAGAAUUAUCAUUCUAAUUCGGUACGCUCCUAUAACAGAAAAUAUUACACCAUAUACAAAGGCAUCCGACUGAAAAACGUGUACCUACAUCGUAGCAUGGAAAGUGGGAAUUCAGCCUGCCAAUUGGUAGCUAAAGUAUUAUUUUUAUUUUUUUUGUGCAAUACUUGAAUAUAGUUAAUGAGGUUUGUCAGAAAAUGAAAUAAUAUCAAAAAUAGUUCCAUUAGACAAAAUGGAAUGUAUUGAAAUAUUCAACAAUUAUGUAAAACAUGGAAACUCCGUUAAUUCUUCAUCGUAUAUUUGUUACAAAGCAAGAAUUGUGUGAAUUUUUCGAUACAUGAACGAACCUCUUGAAUGAUUUGCAGCACUUAUUUAUUUUUAUAGAGCGAUACUUGUAUUUUUUUAUAACAAACUUGAUUUUUAAAUUAUGUACAUAACAUUUUAUGUAAUUUGUAUUUCUUGUAAAGUUUCAUUUUCAUUUUAAUAUCUAUAAUAUUGUAUAUCUAUAUUGUUUAUGUUUGUACAUGUAUAGUUUUACCAAUGGCAUGUUUAUAGUAAUAUUGGUAACGAAAAUGGCUGAGAUUAAACAUAUGUCAUUUUUUAUUAAUUAUUUUCUACUCCUUUCAUUUGCAUGAACAAAUGAUUCUGAUAGGGAAAGGAUAUGUUGUGAUUCAAUGUGCAUCAAUCUUAUUCAUAAUCUAUGCAUUUUAUGUGUUCAUUGUUUUUGUUUGCCACUAAUUUAGUGCAAUAGUGCAUAUGUUAUCAUCAUAUCUGCACAUACUAUACUGGAACAUAAAAUUAACAUUGAAGGUGUCGAAUUCCUCCAUGUUGCUUAUCUCCUGAUAUAACUGCAUAGACAUGCAGAGUAAAAGGUCGUCCCUGACUUCUUUGCCUUUGGUUUUUUUUUUACAGAGCAUUCAAAUUACCAACUUGUGCAGCCGUACUCAGUAUCAUACAAAGAAAAUAGAUAACAACACAAUAAGAAAGAGUAUCAAAGUUUUCUUUUUUACCAUCUUGCAUUAUCAUUAAUCAAUUUGCACGUUUUUGCAAUUGUUGCAUGUUGACCAUUUGUACUGAUAUAUUUAACCAUAAUAAACAGAUUAUACUACUUUUUUGUUGCAGUUGGUAUGCGGAAGUCGGCUUAAAUGUCAUUCUUAUUUAUUACCUUUAGAAUUGCAUAUCCAAUUUGAGCUGUGAACCAACUAACAAUGUGGUGUUAAAGCGAGUCAAAAUAGACAAGGUCCAAAAUGUUUCCCAAAGUUUGACAAUUUGGUUUUCAUUUUUCACCUUUUUUUCUCAGCAACAUAACAUAUACCAACAAGGAUGGAAUUAACGGAUUUACCUAGGUUGUUGUGUAUGUAUGAUUUUAUAGCCUGAUCCCCUUUAAUAGGGACUGCAAUAUUUGCGAUCAAAGAAUUUCUAAUUAUUCCAAUAUGCAAAACAUGUCAUAAAAAAAAUAUUUCCUGUGGACAUAUAAAAAUGUGUAGGACACAUUAGGAGCAGUGCACUGCUAGAGACACGUUCUACUACUAGAUCAAGCUCAAGCUUUCAUCCUAACUGUGAUGGUUCUUCAAUUAAAUAAACAAGAAACACAAGCUUUGAUUCUUUUGAAACAAUACAUUUUUGACGUUUGGUUUAGUUGGACACAUGUUAGCAUGUUACUAAUAAGAUAUGUUCAUAGUAAUUGCUACGUCGGUAACCGGUGACACAGACAACAGUUAUCUGUGCCGGUGAUGAAGGCUCCUUUUGUUUUUCAUACCUUUUUAAUUUAAGAAUUAACGCACUACUACAAAUGUCAUUCAUAUUUUCAUUCUACAUAACCAGAUCUGGGUAGCCAAUGGUAGAAUUGUGAAAUGAUAAUAUAGGGUAAGUGUUGAGUGCAUAUUAAAUAUAUUAGAAAAUACUGCAACAAUGUUUGAUCAGAAGUACCCUUAGACCACUGUUAAUGUCACAUUAAAACAACUGAGCAUAAUCAUUGGAAGUCCAUGGUAAAAUGUGCUUGACCUUCAGAAACAAGUUCAUAUUCUAAUAUAAAGUGAAAUACCAAUCUUAAUUAUCCCUUAGAAGAUUAUAUGUGGCGUAAAAAUCCAUUGGAAUGAUAUAGGUGUCGUUGAGGCAAAGUGGGCCACAUUUGAACCUGCCUCCAUUCCACACUUACUACUUUUCAAAAAAUUGAUUUGUGGAUUUUAGUUUAAUUUUAGUAUUUUCAAGUAUUUUAGUAAAUAAUCAGGUGAGUAUAUGUGAUUCUCAUAAGCUGGAGAACAUUGGUUCAGUGUGUUCCAGGAAGCAUACUACUUCAGGUUCCUUGUGUCCCUUUCUCUACAUCACCUUCACUUCCCGUACUCAUAUGGUCAGUCGAAAUGUUGAUCAUAUCCUCUUUGUCUUCUUUAAGCAUUUCUCACCAUUCUAUUACUAUUCCACGCAGAUGAAAAUUAUGAAAUUUCAAGGUCAAUGCGGUUUAAGAAAAAUUACCUACCUACCAUUGAAUUUAUAAAUUCAAUGCUACCUACUAGCACAGAUAUACGUCUGUGCUACUAUUAUAGUACAUAUAAUGAUAACUACUCAAAUGUUAACAAAUUCGCGGCACACAUGUGGACACAAUGCAUAAUGUGGUAGGAAUGGGGAAAUUUUUUUGCAUAUUUUUAUUUUAAAAGGGCGAACACCCGACCUUGCCGCCCCCUGGCUAUGGGCGUGAUCACGUUAUGCCUACUGCAAAGAGUGUUACUCUUUGCUUACUGUUUGAAACAAUCAUGUCCCUUUCUCUUUUGUGGAUGGGCUUCCUAGUUACCCAGUCCAUGACAAAAAUGCUUGCUAAAACCAGGUUUCCAUUCAAAAAAUAAUUAUCAAACAUCUACUGAAAUGCACCAAGCGACCUUUAGGGACGUCUUCUUUCAAGUCCUUUUUACGUUUCUGUCACCGAUUGCAACCAAAUCUUGUACACAUAUUGUUGGACAUAAAAGGGCAGAAUCACACAUGCGCAGGUGUGAGGGUGGUAUCUGUACUAGACAUAGCAAAUUUUCUUUUAAAGUAUACAUAGCCCAUAUCAUAUGUACACAUUUAAAAAAAGUGGUUUUAUUCACAGCUGUCUUCCUUCAUGAAGUUUUGAACUCGAUAGCUUUAAAAUGCGCUCUGCCUUGCAGUGACAACAUUUAGCUGGGAAACGUGUUUUUCGAAGAGAUAAAUGUAGGUGCUUGUGAGACCUGGCCUCAAGGUGGAUUCAUAAAUCCACCUUACCUGGCCUGUUUUGUUUAUGUAUGAGGCACACACUUUCACAUUGAAUGCCGUUUUUUCAUAUACGAUCAUGUGUUACACAAAUGAUUAAGCAUCCUGUACAAUUUGUUAACGGAAAUCCCUAAAAUGUGACUAUUGGCAACAAUAGGCUGUCAAAUGUCAGAAAAACAGAAAUAAGAGAUAACCUUCCUUGUGCGUUUAUUUUGAUUUAUUAAUUAAUAUAUUGAAAUUAAUUAUUAAUAAGAACUAAAACUCUAAGCAACAAUGCCGCGAAUAAUGAUAAAAGGUGGCGUUUGGCGAAACACGGAGG
This is a messenger RNA of Photinus pyralis (common eastern firefly), 6702 nucleotides long. It is a transcript of the gene Efa6, whose product is annotated as PH and SEC7 domain-containing protein 1. NCBI's taxonomy places the organism in Eukaryota, Metazoa, Arthropoda, Insecta, Coleoptera, Lampyridae. Gene Ontology annotation, biological process: regulation of ARF protein signal transduction. The transcript has 15 exons. Gene Ontology annotation, molecular function: guanyl-nucleotide exchange factor activity; protein binding; phospholipid binding. The coding region runs from base 103 to 3237 and encodes 1044 amino acids. The record is from RefSeq and is a predicted model, not a curated record.